Messenger RNA from Ogataea philodendri, 546 nucleotides. RefSeq lists its product as uncharacterized. The transcript has a single exon. NCBI's taxonomy places the organism in Eukaryota, Fungi, Ascomycota, Pichiomycetes, Pichiales, Pichiaceae. The record is from RefSeq and is a predicted model, not a curated record. Gene Ontology annotation, molecular function: AMP kinase activity; ATP binding; ATP hydrolysis activity. Gene Ontology annotation, cellular component: nucleus; cytoplasm. Bases 1 to 546 code for a protein of 181 amino acids.
AUGUUUAGGAAACUCCCCAACAUAAUUGUCACAGGAACGCCUGGAUGCGGCAAAACGUCCCAUGCUGAACUUCUCUGUGAACAGGUGAAAGGUCUGACCCACAUUAAUGUGAGCGAGUUCGCCAAAAACAACGAUUGUAUCGACGGCUACGACAAAGAGAGAGAUUCUGCUAUAGUUGACGAAGACAAGCUUCUGGACGCCUUGGAGCCGCUAGCUUGUAAAGGUGGGCUUGUGAUCGACUGGCAUUGCUGUGAGAUCUUCCCAGAACGCUGGAUCGACCUUGUGGUGGUGCUCAGAUGCAACAACACCAUGCUCUACAAUAGACUCACAAAGAGAGGAUACAAGGAAUCCAAGGUGCGAGAGAACGUGGAGGUGGAGAUCAUGCAGGUGUUGCUGACAGAGGCAAAGGACAACUACGACGAGAACAUCGUAAUCGAACUAGCGAGCGAGGACGUGGACUCGCUCGACGAAAACGUCUCGAGGCUCGCGCAAUGGGUGGAAAAUUGGGUCAAGGACCAUCCGGACGGAAUCGACACUUCUUUGUAG